AUGCUCAGACAGUCUCUGAGCAUCCUGAAGCAGCUCAGCUCUGCAGUGAGGUCACAAGAUGCCACUGAACUCCUGGACGAGGACCUGGUUCUGGUGGAGCAGCGAGUGGAACCAGCCAGGAAGGCGGCUCAGGUCAUCCACAAGAAGCUGCAGGGCUGCAUGCACAGUCAGCCCGGGCUGGAGGCGGAGAAACGCAUGAAAAAACUUCCUCUGAUGUUGCUCUCGAUUAGCAUGGCCGAAAGUCUUAAAGAUUUCGAUGCGCAGUCCUCGAUAAGGAGGGUUUUGGAGAUGUGCUGCUUCAUGGAGAAGAUGUUGGCCAGCAUGUUGGCGGCCUUUGAGAUGAACGUGGAGAAAGAAGUUCUGGAGCCACUCAACAAACUCAGCGAGGAUGAAUUACCGGAGAUUCUGAAAAACAAGAAGCAGUUUGCCAAACUGACGACCGACUGGAACACUGCACGAACCAGGAGUCAGACCAGCAGCGGGCCCCAGGCAAAGCAGGAUGGGCUCCGGGAGGACGUGGAAGAAGCCUGGAGGCGGUUAGAGAGCAUCAAGGACCAGUAUUCUGCAGAUCUGUACCACUUUGCCACUAAAGAAGACGAUUACGCAAACUACUUCAUCCGUUUACUUGAGCUUCAGGCAGAAUAUCACAAAAAAUCACACGAAUUUUUGGACAAAAACAUCAGCGAGCUCAAAGAGAAUCAGAGUGAAAAAGGGCCGUCGCUGUCUAACCACAAGGUGUAUGGCGAGCCGCUGCUCGCUCAUCUGUCACUAAGCGACAGAGAAAUUGCUGCGCCCAUCCAGGAAUGUAUCCACAUGCUGCUGGCGACCGGCUUGAGGGAGGAGGGUUUGUUCCGUCUGGCGGCGGCAGCCUCGGUGGUGAAGAGACUGAAGACUUGUCUGGACCAUGGAACGGUGGACCACAGUGAGUUCAGCAUGGACCCGCACGCUGUGGCCGGUGCGUUGAAGUGUUACCUGCGAGAGCUUCCUGAACCUCUAAUGACCUUUGACCUCUACGAUGACUGGGUUAAAGCAGCAGGGGAGAAAGACGUUUCAGACAAACUGGAUCAGUUCAGAGUCCUGCUCAAGAAAAUGCCACCUGAAAACUACAACAACCUCAGGUACCUUGUGCAGUUCCUGUCUCUUCUGACGGAGCAGCAGGCUGUGAACAAAAUGACGGCCACCAACAUCGCCAUCGUUCUGGGGCCGAACCUGCUGUGGCCCCGAGCUGAAGGAGAAGCUGCUAUGUUUGACAUGGCAUCAGCGUCUUCAGUCCAGGUGGUGACCGUGAUCGAGCCUCUGAUUCAGUACUGCUCCAGUCUCUUCCCUGAAGCUAUUCCGUUUGAGAUCCCAGACUUCCAACAGAGUCCGGAUUUGACCCUCCCUGCUCCAGGAGCCCAGGCUGAGGUCUCUGAGGAGAAACUCUGCAGGACAGCGUCCUCCUCCUCCUCCACAGCCUCCUCCAGCUCCUUCCACCUCCCUCUCUCCAAGACAAACAGCACCGCCUCUCAGGACAGCGGAUUUUCUUCUUUGGUGAAAUCGGGCUCCGUGAGCAGCAGCGGCACCACCACGUGGGGCAGCACUACGUUUGAUACAGUCACACCAACUCAGCCAAACGCAACAUCCGUCAGCACAGCCUCCCCCGAUCCGAGGACCGCUCCGACCCCCAACGCUCCUGCUGCCUGCAGCUCGGGAAUAACCCACGGCUCAGCUCCGCCUCCUACAACAUCAGCCCUAAACCCGAUCCAACUCAGGAGCCCAACCCAGAAGCAGAGCUCAGAUCAGAUCCAGCUGGCACCAAUUUUGGAGUCACCACCAGAAUCUCCCCCAGCAUUUGUAAAGAUCAACUCACCGUACAAACCAAAACAGGCGAUCAACCUCACCAAAUCUAAGGACCAGGUGACCGUCCAGUACACCAAACCCAGAGCACCAGCACCUCCCAAACCCGUGGGCCCCGCUCCCCCCUCCGGCACGGGCCAGUCUGCAGACGUGAGGAAGCCACCCACACCUGCACCCAGAGCUCAGUCAGUCAAAAGGCCUCCAGUGAAAAAGUCUGGACUCAAAGCUCCGAACUGUCCCCCGCCGCCGCGUCCUCCACCGUCACAGGUGACACAGCUCCCCUCCACGGCACAGUGAUUUGAAAAAACAAAGAGAUCAUAUUGUAAAUGUUCUCCAGCUGAUUAUUAUUCUGUUACUCUUUUUUCCUCCUCCAUCAUGUAUUUAUUCUUCAGUUAAUGGUGUUUAACGAAAUACAGUUUGUAAAAUAACCAAACAAUAAAUGAAGCCAGAUGUGGAAAAAACAACA
This is a messenger RNA of Thalassophryne amazonica, 2302 nucleotides long. RefSeq names its product SH3-domain binding protein 1 (gene sh3bp1). The transcript has 18 exons. NCBI's taxonomy places the organism in Eukaryota, Metazoa, Chordata, Actinopteri, Batrachoidiformes, Batrachoididae. Gene Ontology annotation, cellular component: cytoplasm; intracellular anatomical structure; cytosol. The record is from RefSeq and is a predicted model, not a curated record. The coding region runs from base 1 to 2133 and encodes 710 amino acids. Gene Ontology annotation, biological process: positive regulation of GTPase activity; regulation of Rac protein signal transduction; signal transduction. Gene Ontology annotation, molecular function: GTPase activator activity; protein binding.